This is a messenger RNA of Bombyx mori (domestic silkworm), 2164 nucleotides long. It is a transcript of the gene Gdh, whose product is annotated as glutamate dehydrogenase. Gene Ontology annotation, biological process: L-glutamate catabolic process. The record is from RefSeq and is marked provisional. Gene Ontology annotation, molecular function: L-glutamate dehydrogenase (NAD+) activity. Bases 133 to 1797 code for a protein of 554 amino acids. Lineage: Eukaryota; Metazoa; Arthropoda; Insecta; Lepidoptera; Bombycidae. The transcript has 9 exons. Gene Ontology annotation, cellular component: mitochondrion.
UUCCGUCGGGGCGGGUCGUCACUGCAAUCUAACAUAAAACUUACAAAAAUAAUUAGUUUAUUUUAAAAAUUCAAUAAGUGUAGGGCGACCCGAUUCCUAACCCGAUUGUCGUACUUAACAUAAUAAGCCACCAUGCUGCAUCUCAAGAAUAUCGCCAAGUCAGUGGUUCCGCCGCUCAAGAAUUCUGUUCAAAAUGAAGCCCUCAAUACAAUGUUCCGAAUCAUACCAGCUGGAGUGAAUGUCUGCUGCCGCACAUACGCUAGUCAUGAGAUUCCAGAUAAGCUCAAAGAUAUUCCUACAAGUGCGAAUCCGAAGUUCUUCCACAUGGUAGAAUAUUUUUUCCACCGAGCCUGUCAAGUUGUCGAAGACAAGCUUGUUGAAGAUUUGAAGUCAAGGACACCCAUUGAAGAGAAGAAAAAGAAAGUAGCCGGUAUUCUAAAACUUAUGGAACCAUGCGAUCACAUUCUUGAGAUUCAAUUUCCUCUGAGGCGCGAUUCUGGCGAUUACGAAAUGAUAUUAGGCUAUCGCGCACAACAUUCCACACACAGGACUCCAACCAAAGGAGGUAUUCGAUUCUCAACGGACGUAACCAGAGAUGAAGUUAAGGCGUUAUCAGCUUUGAUGACCUUCAAGUGCGCGUGCGUGGACGUGCCUUUCGGCGGUGCUAAGGCCGGUAUCAAGAUCAAUCCCAAAGAAUACUCCGAGCAUGAACUGGAAAAGAUCACUCGUCGUUUCACCCUUGAACUUGCCAAAAAAGGAUUCAUUGGGCCUGGCGUGGAUGUCCCCGCUCCUGACAUGGGUACCGGCGAACGAGAAAUGUCUUGGAUCGCCGAUACUUAUGCGAAGACCGUCGGUUUUCAAGACAUCAACGCUCACGCCUGCGUCACUGGCAAACCUAUUAACCAGGGUGGCAUCCACGGCAGAGUUUCAGCCACGGGCAGGGGCGUAUUCCACGGCUUGGAGAACUUCAUCAACGAAGCCAACUACAUGAGCAUGAUCGGUACAACCCCCGGUUGGGGUGGCAAGACGUUCAUCGUCCAAGGUUUCGGUAACGUGGGACUCCACACUUGCCGCUACCUCGUCCGCGCCGGCGCCACUUGCAUCGGAGUUAUCGAGCACGACGGCUCCAUUUACAACCCUGAUGGCAUCAACCCUAAGGCCUUGGAGGACUACAGAAUCGAGAACGGUACGGUAGUCGGUUUCCCCGGCGCUAAGGCCUACGAAGGCGAGAACAUGCUUUACGAGAAGUGCGACAUUCUUGUACCCGCCGCCAUCGAACAGGUCAUAAACAAGGACAACGCUCACAGGAUCCAAGCUAAGAUCAUUGCGGAGGCCGCCAACGGUCCCACCACACCUGCUGCAGACAAGAUCCUCAUCGAUCGCAACAUUCUCGUGAUCCCCGACCUCUACAUCAACGCUGGUGGUGUCACCGUCUCAUUCUUCGAGUGGCUCAAGAACCUCAAUCACGUGUCUUACGGACGUCUGACAUUCAAAUACGAGAGGGAAUCUAACUACCAUCUGCUGGAAUCGGUCCAAGAGUCUCUCGAGCGGCGGUUCGGUCGCGUGGGAGGCCGCAUCCCCGUCACUCCCUCAGAGUCCUUCCAGAAGAGAAUCUCCGGCGCCUCCGAGAAGGACAUCGUGCACUCCGGACUCGACUACACCAUGGAGAGAUCCGCUAGGGCCAUCAUGAAGACAGCCAUGAGGUUCAACCUCGGUUUAGAUCUGAGGACAGCCGCGUAUGCGAACUCCAUCGAAAAGAUAUUCACCACGUAUGCCGAUGCCGGUCUAGCUUUCUAAUAAUUCACUUACUGAAUACCAAUUUUAAAGUAUUGUCUGUAUAGUAUUUUCUGAGGAAUUCGAGAGUCGACCGGAGGUUCAAUCCAAUAUUUAUUUCCUUCAUUUUACAGUACAGUGAGAUCACGACACGAGAUUAAACCAUUAGGGUAAUUUUAUUCGUAUUGUCUGCAUUUUAUACACUUCGAUUUAAUCCCUGUGCACGUAAACUUUACUUAUAAGAGACAUUGUAAUCACAGUAUUUUUUUGUGUGUUGAAAUCAUGGCUUUUUAUUUGAAUUUAAGCGAAACAUUGUUAAAUAUUUAUGUGAAAAUAUAAUUUUCCUUGUAUCAAUCAUCUUCUUUUUAAUAAAUCGAUUAAUGUUAUUCCU